GCCCUUUACACCAAUAGCGGUGCAGUUUGCUGGGCCUUUGCAGUACGUACCAGUAUUCCUUGCGGAUUUUUAAGGAAAUUGGUCAGCCAAGUGUGUGCGAUAAUCAGGACAACAAUACCUCUUGCUGCUGAAUCAGAAACGAGCAGGAGUGAAUUUUAAAGCUGAAUAAUUGUGGACUUCAGAAAGAAUAAGCUCCAAAGUGGAGCACAAGCCAUUGAUGACCUCCUGUCUCCAUCGUCCUUUGAAGUCGAUGGUGUGGUUGGAGUUCAUCAACGCAUCUGCUAUCCAUUGCAUCCAUUAUACAGGGGAUUGGCCUAUACAACUUCACUAGAACCCUGACAAUACCCCUGUUCCGGUCAACCUUGGCUUAUCUCAGGCUUUGAAGAAUUGAAGUUAAUUCGAGGUCUCCAUGUGUAUCAUCUUCUUCCACUUCAAUCCAAACUCAUCUUCUGCGUACAGGUUAAUCCUGGCAGCAAACAGAGAUGAAUUUUAUUCUAGACCAUCAAAACCAGCAGAGUUCUGGACAAACAACCGCAGCAUCUUAAGCGGACUGGAUAUGGAAAAAGGGAAGGAAGGAGGAACAUGGUUGGGUAUGAGCAAGAAGGGCAAGUGUGCUGCACUGACCAAUUAUCUUCAAUCCUCUAGCAACAUGGAGGGACUUGGCAGAGGCUUUCUGGUGCCAAACUUUCUGACUCAAGAUAUCGAUGGAUUGAGCUACUUGAAGAAAAUUUCAUUGCAGGGACAUCUCUAUAAUGGUUUUAACUUGUUAACUGCAGACUUCAGGAGCGGCCCCAAAAAGCUGAUUUAUACCUGUGCGUCAAAAGUACGCCGUAGGGUGACGUGCACCUCCCCAAAAAGCAGUACCAAGGGAGAUAUGAUGUGUUAUUAUGGGAAUAAAAGUCACGAGGAGCCCAGAGUACUGGAUCCAGGUAUUUAUGGACUUUGCAACAGUCUUCUUGAGACCCCAUGGAAGAAACUUGUUCAUGGGAAAAAGCUUUUCACAGAAACCAUUCAGAAAAACUGUUCACUUUCUCCAAAGAACUUGACGCAAGAACUCCUCAAUGUGAUGACUAAUGAAGAAAUCCAAUUGCCAGCUGCUGAUAUCGAGGAACAGGGUCAGGACUUCAUCCGUCCUAUUUUAAAGGAGUUCUCAGCGUUAUUCAUUCGCACUCCCUUAUACGGCACUCGGACAAGCACCAUCAUCCUUGUCGAUGCUGAAGGGCAUGUAACCUUCACAGAGCGUUGCCUGCUCGAGCCAGGCACCACCCAAUGGAAGCUCAGCUCCUACCAGUUUGAUCUUGAGAUGUGAUGACUUUCCAUCCAGCACACCAUAGAAGAGAAAGGAACUGGAAAUAAAGUUGACUGGAAAUGAAAGCAUAUUUUGGAGAACAUGCAGGUUUCUUGGACUCUGUAAAUAGUUGAUUGAAACAUACCACAUCCUAGCAACUAACUUGAUUUCAAAGAGCCUUUGCUACUCAGUAUUCCGUACAACGUCUGGUGUUUUUUGUGUGAGCAUACAUUUCUGCGAGUAUAUUUCAAUGUGUGUAUGGCUGUGGCUUUGUGUGCACGUGUGUCCCUGGAUGCUUCUGAGAGUGUAAUUGUGUCUGUGUGGCUGGAUGAAUGUGUGAACUAGUGAGUGCAUCUGGAAAACUUUUCCUCUGGCUUGGUUAAUACUACUGUCAUUAUUCAAUGGAAUUGCAUUCUUAGCAAUAUACCAAGUGAUGUUUUGUUCUAUAUGAAUAAGAAUAAUCUAUUGAGUAUUACUAAUGCUCGAGUAUUGAAUAUCUAUUGAGUAUUACUUAUUUGUCUGUCAAAUGCAGAUUAAUCAAAUGUCAACUGAGAAUAUUUGGAAAAUAUGUACAAUUUUCUUCCUCUCCAUGUUUUAGUUAUGAACUUUCCUCCAUAACCUUUUACGCUGUUUUUACAUCUCGUUUGGAGGGAUUCAUAAUGUAUUGAGUACAAACAGAAAAUGUUGGAACAUUUAUCAACACCCUGAAGCAUCAGCUCUGUUUCGUUUCCUACAGAUGCUGCCUGGAUCUGCGAGUGUUUGCAGCAAUUUCUCUUUUUGUCUCGGAUUUUCAGCAUUUGCACACUUAUUGACGCAAGAGAAUCUGCAGAUGCUGGAAACCCAGAGUAACACACACACAAAAUGUUGGAGGAACACAGCAAGUCAGGCAGCAUCAAUGGAAAUGUUUCGGGCCGAGACCCUUCAUCAGGACAUUCUUCUCCAUAGAUGCUGACUGACCUGCUGUGUUCCUCCACCAUUUUGUGUGUAGCGUUUUAAUCGAUUUUCAGUUUCUUUCUCCCUGGAUUUCACAUAACUGCGUAAUGAGUUACCAAGGAAUGUAUAGUGGGAAAAAAUUUGCUCCUCAAUUAUUUGUAUGCCCCCUCUCUUUGCCUUUUGGGAAGGACAUAUCCCAGAGUAAUCACAAUACUCCUACACUCCUUUAUACCAAAGAAUCAACACGGGAGUGCUACCGAUCUCUUAACUAAGCCACAUUAUCAAGGAAUUAUAUUGAUUUUUGUUUUUCUCAGGACUGCUUACCAUAAAAUACCUAUUGAUAUCAAUAUUGCCAGGUGUCAAAAUUAUUCCUUUAUAUAGUGGGAAGAGAAUAAAAAAAUGGAUAGUUUUGCAAAAAUUGUGUUUGCCAUAAAUUGGUAUUAUAUAACAUGCUAUCACCAAAUAUGCUUUUGUUAUACUUAAUCUUUUGUGUCAAUCUCCAGCCAGCAAUGAAGGUAGGUAGCUGUAGCCUUACACUUGAAUCAUUAUCACAGUAUCUGCAACACACUGUAAUGGUUACCGAUGUCUGUGUAGAAAAUGGAAUUAAAUAUGAGAGAUCUCAAA
This is a messenger RNA of Mobula hypostoma (lesser devil ray), 2845 nucleotides long. RefSeq names its product transport and golgi organization 2 homolog (Drosophila) (gene tango2). Lineage: Eukaryota; Metazoa; Chordata; Chondrichthyes; Myliobatiformes; Myliobatidae. Gene Ontology annotation, biological process: Golgi organization; protein secretion. The record is from RefSeq and is a predicted model, not a curated record. The coding region runs from base 410 to 1309 and encodes 299 amino acids. The transcript is spliced from 12 exons. Gene Ontology annotation, cellular component: Golgi apparatus.